This is a messenger RNA of Drosophila erecta, 17133 nucleotides long. It is a transcript of the gene futsch, whose product is annotated as microtubule-associated protein futsch. The transcript is spliced from 8 exons. Gene Ontology annotation, biological process: dendrite development; microtubule cytoskeleton organization; regulation of microtubule depolymerization. NCBI's taxonomy places the organism in Eukaryota, Metazoa, Arthropoda, Insecta, Diptera, Drosophilidae. Gene Ontology annotation, molecular function: microtubule binding; actin binding. Gene Ontology annotation, cellular component: cytosol; synapse; neuronal cell body. The record is from RefSeq and is a predicted model, not a curated record. The coding region runs from base 331 to 16917 and encodes 5528 amino acids.
CACAAACAGAAACAGAAACACAAGCAACAAGCAGCAAGUUGCAAGCGGCAAAAGCAACAGCAGUUGCGAAGUGAAGCGUUUCCACUGACCACGCCCACCCCCGCGGCUGAGCAGUCCGCCCCCUUCAGCAAUUUUCCGAUUUGGCAGCGCAUCGUUUCCGAGAAAUCUUGCGUGCGCCGGGAAAACUGAAGCGCCAGUGUCGGUUGGUUAACAAGAGAACUCAGAACUCAGAACCCAGACUAUACCCUCUUUUUUUUCGAGUGUGCGAACCAGUUUUUUUUGUGUGUGCCCAAACCAAGAACAACAACAGCCACCACUGCAGCAACUGUGAUGGCAGAUCAGCCAAAGGCAACGACAACCGCGACCGGAGGAGCAGCUGGCCCACUUCCUGAAGGCGACGCCGUGAUGGCCACCACCAACCAGGACGCACUGGCCAAAGGAGCCGGAGUUGGGCCUGCCCAGGACGCGGCCCAGGAACCAGGCCAGGCGCAGCACGGAGAGCCCGCGGAUGCUGGGGAUGCCGGCGACGAUGGAGCCACCGAUGCCGGGGCCAGCUCGCUGCCCCCCUCCGAGAUUGGUGGCCGGGCGCCCCUGGACACGGCCUGCUCGGACGCCGACGGAGGAGCCCCCUCCAGCCUGGCCGGCGGCAUUGUGGGACCGCCCAGUCCGCUCACCGGCUGCUACCUCCUCAUCGUGCUGGGGGAGCCGCACUCCGAGGAGCACAAGGACAAUAUCUUGCAGCAUCUGCUCAAGGGUUUCCUCUCCUGGGACGUUUCCGAUUGUCACGUCGACUUGGAGGAGGAGCUCAAUACAAUAACACAGCAUGCGCCCGAGGGCGAGGAGGCUCGUCACGGCGAACGACUCAUCCAGUAUGCCAGCGAGAAUCUGGUCACGGAGGUGCUCAUCCACCCGCAGUACAAUACGCUGAUCCAGUGCAUGCGAAACCUGCUCAGCAGUUUCACCCGCCACCGGCACAUCAUCCACGCCGGCUACACCUUCAGUGGCAAUGGUUCCUGGAUAUUGCAGGACGGAACCUUCUCGGUGGCGGACUUCUCUGAGGCCUUCCAGGAGCACGACGUACAAAGGGUGAUUCGGGCCUAUGCGGACACCAUCACCAUGAACAUCCACUGCGCGGACGCGGGUCUGUGGCACACUUUGCCCGAGAAGGCCUUUGCGCGCCAGUGCCGGAUACGGAUCAAUCCCGUGGACGUCCUGGACACGAGCAGCGAGUGUAUCAAUGGAUUCAUUGAUUACCUCGCGCCCAUGGUGAUGCCGACCUCGCUGAGGGAGCUGCUUGAGACCUCGGACGUGGUGGGAAACAUCCGCUUCACCCAUCCAACGUUAUAUGUCUUCCCCGGCGGCCAGGGUGACGCGGCGCUCUUCGGCAUCAACGGCUUUAAUAUGCUUGUUGACGGCGGCUUCAACCGGAAGGCGUGCUUCUGGGACUUCGCCCGGCACCUGGACCGCCUGGACGCGGUGCUGAUGACGCGCCUAAACAACAGCAACGUACAGGGUCUGGGUGCGGUCGUGUCGCGCAAGCGGGACGCGCACGUCUACCCCCAGAUCGGGCACUUUUUCGGCAAUGUACCUGACCGCAAGGGCCUGCCCAGCCCCGACGGCGAUAAGGACCGCGAUCCGCUGCUGAUCGAUCUAUUCGAGCGUGGACACGGUAUCGUUAGUGACCUGAAGGCGCUGGAUCUAAAGCCGCAGGGCUGCUACCGCAACCAGGAGCCGGUCAACCUUUACCACAAGGUCGGCCACGGCACUCUGGACAUGUAUGUGAUAAGCCCAGCGCGCGACUCCAAGGAAGUGAAGGAGUUUCUCCAGAAGUGGCAUGCCGGCGACCAGCGGCUCUUUGCCGCUCGGGAGUCGCGCGACUUCAACUUCCCGCUGCAAAACUUGGUAUCCAUUUGCGCCCUGCUCGUUUGGCAACCAGCCAACCCGGACGACACCAUCACUCGUAUUCUCUUCCCGGGCAGCACACCCGAUUUCAAGAUCCAGGAGGGCCUAGAGAAGCUGAAGCAUCUGGAGUUCAUGAAACACUCCACAUGCACAGCAAAGUCGAUUGCCCCAGCCAUUCAGACCGUGACCUCAACUCGCAAGAGCCUAAAAUCGGCCAUCGAAGCGACUCCAGCCCCGCCCAGCGCCAGCUACAAGUCCACAAAGUUUAGUCCGGUGGCCAGUGCCGCCCUAGCCGUCCAACAUCCGCAGCAGCAGGAUAACAAAGCGAAGGAGGCUGCGGCUGCGGCAGCUGCGGCGGCUGCUGCUGCAGCGGCUACCGCAGCUACCAUUGCCCGCGCCAAAGCCGAUUCCAUGGACACGGAUGCGGAACCGGAGCACGAGGCAGACCCUGAACCUGCGGACACUGGGGACGAGGCUGCUCCCACAGAGCAGGAGCCUGAGCCGGAGACUGAGCCCGAACCCGAACCCGAGCAUGAACCCGAAGCCGAGCAGGACAAGGAUGCUGGUGAGGAGAAGAAGGUGGAAGUGUUGAUCAUGAAGCCCCAGCAGGCAGCAGCUCCAGCAGUAGUCGCAGCAUCUGGCAAAGAUGCAGUAGAUGCAACUCCUGCCGAUGCGACGCCAACCGGCAAGCUGAGCAAAGCGUCAGCCAAGGGCAAGGCGGACAAGCCGCGUGCCGAGGUUAAGCCGGUGGUACGCUCCCGCAUCGACACCAAGCCCCCCAAGUCCAUGGACCGGAAACUGGCCAAACGGGAUGAGAAAAAGAGCUCGCCCACAGCCACGCCGGCCGCCCGGGCACCUGUAGCCCGAGAUGCCAAGCCUAAAGUGCUGAGCCGCCCGGCAACCAAGUCCAGUCCCAGCAGCACUCCUGCUAAGAGUGCCAAGGAGGCCAACAACCGGAAAGUGCUCGAGUCCAAGCAGCAGGCGGCUCGAGUGCAGGCCACCAGCACCGUCUCUAGGCGGGUUACAAGCACUGCCAGCGAAAGGCGUGUCCAACAGCAGACGGAAGCGAAGACAGCGGCGACUGGGGCCGCCCAAGCGACCCAGAGGAAACCAAUCUCGAGAAGACCUCGCGGCGUUUCACCCUCGAAGCGGGCACCAGCACCCGGAAGUCCGGUGAAGCAAGCGAAGCCAAAGGCGGCUGACUUGAAAAAGGCACGUUUGGACAAGGGGGGCACCACCGACUCUAGUCUGGUGUCCACCCCCUCCGCAGACGAGGCCACGGCUGCCAAGAAACUGCAAGACCUAACCGCAUCUCAGGAACUUGACGCAGAGAAGCAGCGUGAGUUGGACGACCUUAAGGAGGAGCAGGAGGUGGUACGGGAGAUAGAAGCUGUGUUUAGUCGCGAUGAAAUGAAGCGACAGCAGCACCAACAGAUCAAGGCCGAGCUCCGAGAAAUGCCUGCCGAGGGAACUGGCGAUGGCGAAGAUGAGCCUGACGAAGAGGAGGAGUAUCUGAUCAUCGAAAAGGAGGAAGUGGAGCAAUAUACCGAAGACUCGAUCGUAGAACAGGAAAGCAGCAUGACCAAGGAGGAGGAGAUCCAGAAGCACCAGCGUGAUUCGCAGGAAUCAGAGAAGAAGCGCAAGAAGAGCGCCGAGGAGGAGAUCGAGGCGGCCAUUGCCAAGGUGGAAGCCGCUGAGCGUAAAGCGCGACUCGAGGGUGCCUCUGCGCGGCAGGAUGAGUCGGAGCUGGACGUAGACCCGGAGCAAAGCAAGAUAAAAGCCGAGGUGCAGGAUAUCAUUGCCACUGCCAAGGAUAUUGCCAAGUCACGCACCGAGGAGCAGUUGGCCAAGCCCGUAGAGGAGGAGCUCUCGUCGCCAACUCCCGAAGAGAAGCUGAGCAAAAAGACAUCGGAUACAAAGGACGACCCAGUCGGAGCUCCAGUCGACGCUUUACCCGUAAAUCUUCAAGAAAGCCUACCCGAAGAGAAGUUUUCGGCUACCAUUGAGUCUGGGGCCACCACUGCUCCUACACUACCCGAGGAUGAGCGCAUUCCGCUGGAUCAGAUAAAGGAGGACCUCGUGAUCGAAGAGAAAUAUGUGAAGGAGGAGACCAAGGAAGCGGAGGCUAUCGUGGUGGCCACCGUACAGACUCUUCCCGAAGCAGCUCCUUCGGCAAUCGAGGCCAUCCUUGCCGCAACCACCAAGGAUGCCCUUAAAGACGCCAAUGCCGAGGUUCUAGGUGAGCUACCCGACUCUGGCGAACGGGUGCUGCCCAUGAAGAUGACAUUUGAGGCGCAGCAGAACCUUCUGCGCGAUGUCAUUAAAACGCCUGAUGAAGUUGCAGAUCUACCCGUCCAUGAGGAAGCCGAUCUUGGGCUGUACGAGAAGGACACCCAGGACGCCGGCGCCAAAAGUAUCUCCCACAAAGAGGAGUCCGCAAAGGAAGAAAAGGAGACCGACGACGAAAAGGAGAACAAGGUGGGAGAGAUCGAGUUGGAGGAUGAACCGAAAAAGGUGGACAUCUCUCACGUGCUACUCAAAGAGUCAGUACAGGAAGUGGCCGAGAAAGUCGUGGUCACUGAAACUACAGUAGAGAAGAAGCAGGAGGAAAAGGUGACCAUAGCAACCGAGAAGAUUGUGGAGGCAACUAUAGCCACGACGCAAGAAUGCCAGGCAGAUCUACUGGAGCACGAACAACUAGAAUCAGGAAUCAUUACCGAAAAGGAGGCCAAGAAGUCGGCAAGCACUCCCGAGGAAAAAGAGACCAGCGACAUUACAUCCGAUGAUGAGCUUCCAGCCCAACUGGCGGAACCAACCACAGUGCCACCCAAAUCAGCCAAAGAACGCGAAGACACCGGCUCCAUUGACAGUCCCCCCACCAUUGAGGAGGCCAUUGAGGUGGAGGUGCAAGCCAAGCAGGAAGCCCAAAAACCAGAGCCAGCUCCGGAGGAGACCACAAAGGCCGAAAAGUCACCACUUGCCUCGAAGGAGGCCUCCCGGCCUGAAUCUGCGGCAGAAAGCGUCAAGGAACACUCUGAGCAGCCGGAAUCCAAGAAAGCCCCAGAGCCCUCCCGACCCGAAUCUGAGGCAAAGGAUACCAAGUCUCCCCUCGCCUCAAAAGAAGUUUCUCGACCGGAAUCCGUUGCGGAAAGCGUCAAAGAUGAAGCAGCAAAACCGGAGAGUCGACGAGAAUCCGUUGCCGAAACUCACAAGGAUGAAAGUUCUCUUGACAAAGCUCAGGAGCGGGAAAGCCGUCGCGAAUCUCUUGCGGAGAGCAUCAAGCCAGAAAGUACAAAAGAUGAAAAGUCUGCCGCGGCCUCGAAGGAACCCUCCAGACCAGAAUCUGUGGCAGAAAGCGUACACGUCGAGGCAGACAAGUCAAAGGAGCCGUCCCGCCGCGAAUCUAUCGCAGAAAGCUUAAAGGCCGAAAGCACGAAAGAUGAAAAGUCAGCACCAGAAUCUAAGGAAGCUUCCCGGCCAGGAUCUGUGGUGGAAAGUGUUAAGGACGAGACUGAAAAGUCGAAGGAACCAUCGCGACGGGAGUCAAUAGCUGACAGUGCCAAACCCGCUAUUGCAUCUAAAGAAGUCUCAAGGCCCGAGUCGGCAAUUGAAAGUGUCCAGGACGAAUCUGAGAAGCCCGAAAGUCAUCGGGAUUCCCCCCUUGCCUCGAAGGAGGCUUCCCGGCCAGAAUCUGUAUUGGAAAGCGUCAAAGAUGAACCAAUUACAUCCACAGAAGAGUAUCGCCGUGAGUCGGUGGCGGAAAGCGUCAAAGCCGAUAGUACAAAGGACGAAAAGUCCCCACUUGCAUCCAAGGAUAUAUCGCGACCGGAAUCGGCUGUGGAAAAUGUGAUGGAUGCAGUAGAAAAAUCGGCAGAGCGGUCGCAGCCAGAAUCCGUUACAGCCUCCAGGGAUGUCUCCAGACCGGAAUCAGUAGCGGAAAGUGAAAAGGAUGACACGGACAAGCCUGAAUCUGUUGUUGAAAGCGUUAGGCCUGCAUCCGAUGUUGUUAAAAGCGAGAAAGAUGCGGCCGAUAAGGAAAAAAGCGUUUGCGAAUCACCUGAGAGUAGAAAGCCAGAUAGCCCGUCCGCCGAAAGGUCGCCAAUGCCUGUAGAGGUUAUCUCAAGGCCAGAAUCCGUAGUAGAGAGCGUAAAGCCAGAGAGCCGUCGUGAGUCCGCUACUGAAAGCGUUCUUCCAUGCAGUACCAAGGACUCCAAAGAACCAUCCCGACCAGAAUCCAAAGUAGAAAGCGUCAAAGAUGAAGCUGAAGUAUUGAAGAGUCCGUCCCGACGAGGAUCUGUGACAGAAUCACAGCCACUAAAGGAAGCGUCUAGGCCAGAAUCUGCUGUGGGUAGUGUGAAAGAUGAGGGUAUGUCCAAGGAACCUUCUCGACGUGAGUCGGGGGCGGAAAGCGUAAAAGGUGGAGCUGCCCAGUCCCAGGAGGCCUCUCGUCCCGCAUCCGUUGCAGAAAGUGCCAAGGAUGGGGCUGAGGAACUAAAGGAACUGUCUAGACCCGAAAGUAUUAAAGAUGAAAAAUCACCUUUGGCCUCCAAGGAUGUUUCCCGACCACUUUCCGUUGCAGAAAGUGUUAAGGAUGAGUCCAAGGAAGAAUCUAGGAGAGAGUCAGUAGCCGAAAAAUCACCUUUGGCCUCCAAGGAAGCUUCCAGACCAGCUUCCGUUGCAGAAAGUGUUAAGGAUGAAGCUGAGAAGUCUAAGGAAGAAUCUAGGCGAGAGUCGGUAGCCGAAAAAUCGCCUUUAGCCUCCAAGGAAGCUUCCAGACCAACUUCCGUUGCAGAAAGUGCUAAGGAUGAAGCUGAUAAGUCUAAGGAAGAAUCUAGGAGAGAGUCAGUAGCCGAAAAAUCACCUUUGGCCUCCAAGGAAGCUUCCAGACCAGCUUCCGUUGUAGAAAGUGUUAAGGAUGAAGCUGAGAAGUCUAAGGAAGAAUCUAGGCGAGAGUCGGUAGCCGAAAAAUCACCUUUGGCGUCCAAGGAAGCUUCCAGACCAGCUUCCGUUGCAGAAAGUGUUAAGGAUGAAGCUGAGAAGUCUAAGGAAGAAUCUAGGCGAGAGUCAGUAGCCGAAAAAUCACCUUUGGCCUCCAAGGAAGCUUCCAGACCAGCUUCCAUUGUAGAAAGUGUUAAGGAUGAAGCUGAGAAGUCUAAGGAAGAAUCUAGGCGAGAGUCGGUAGCCGAAAAAUCACCUUUGGCCUCCAAGGAUGUUUCCAGACCACUGUCCGUUGCAGAAAGUGUUAAGGAUGAAGCUGAACAGUCCAAGGAAGAAUCUAGGAGAGAGUCAGUAGCCGAAAAAUCACCUUUGGCCUCCAAGGAUGUUUCCAGACCACUUUCCGUUGCAGAAAGUGUUAAGGAUGAAGCUGAACUGUCCAAGGAAGAAUCUAGGAGAGAGUCAGUAGCCGAAAAAUCACCUUUGGCCUCCAAGGAAGCUUCCAGACCAGCUUCCGUUGCAGAAAGUGUUAAGGAUCAAGCCGAGAAGUCUAAGGAAGAAUCUAGCAGAGAGUCAGUAGCCGAAAAAUCACCUUUGGCCUCCAAGGAAGCUUCCAGACCAGCUUCCGUUGUAGAAAGUGUUAAGGAUGAAGCUGAGAAGUCUAAGGAAGAAUCUAGGCGAGAGUCGGUAGCCGAAAAAUCACCUUUGGCGUCCAAGGAAGCUUCCAGACCAGCUUCCGUUGCAGAAAGUGUUAAGGAUGAAGUUGAGAAGUCGAAGGAAGAAUCUAGGCGAGAGUCGGUAGACGAAAAAUCACCUUUGGCCUCCAAAGAAGCUUCCAGACCAGCUUCCGUUGCAGAAAGUGUUAAGGAUGAAGCUGAGAAGUCUAAGGAAGAAUCUAGGCGAGAGUCAGUAGCCGAAAAAUCACCUUUGGCCUCCAAGGAAGCUUCCAGACCAGCUUCCGUUGUAGAAAGUGUUAAGGAUGAAGCUGAGAAGUCUAAGGAAGAAUCUAGGCGAGAGUCGGUAGACGAAAAAUCACCUUUGGCCUCCAAAGAAGCUUCCAGACCAGCUUCCGUUGCAGAAAGUGUUAAGGAUGAAGUUGAGAAGUCUAAGGAAGAAUCUAGGCGAGAGUCAGUAGCCGAAAAAUCACCUUUGGCCUCCAAGGAAGCUUCCAGACCAGCUUCCGUUGUAGAAAGUGUUAAGGAUGAAGCUGAGAAGUCUAAGGAAGAAUCUAGGCGAGAGUCGGUAGCCGAAAAGUCACCUUUGGCCUCCAAGGAUGUUUCCAGACCACUUUCCGUUGCAGAAAGUGUUAAGGAUGAAGCUGAACAGUCCAAGGAAGAAUCUAGGAGAGAGUCAGUAGCCGAAAAAUCACCAUUGGCCUCCAAGGAUGUUUCCAGACCACUUUCCGUUGCAGAAAGUGUUAAGGAUGAAGCUGAACAGUCCAAGGAAGAAUCUAGGAGAGAGUCAGUAGCCGAAAAAUCACCUUUGGCCUCCAAGGAAGCUUCCAGACCAGCUUCCGUUGCAGAAAGUGUUAAGGAUGAAGCUGAGAAGUCUAAGGAAGAAUCUAGGAGAGCGUCAGUAGCCGAAAAAUCACCUUUGGCCUCCAAGGAAGCUUCCAGACCAGCUUCCGUUGUAGAAAGUGUUAAGGAUGAAGCUGAGAAGUCUAAGGAAGAAUCUAGGCGAGAGUCGGUAGCCGAAAAAUCACCUUUGGCGUCCAAGGAAGCUUCCAGACCAGAUUCCGUUGCAGAAACUGUUAAGGAUGAAGCUGAGAAGUCUAAGGACGAAUCUAGGCGAGAGUCGGUAGCCGAAAAAUCACCCUUGGCCUCCAAGGAAGCUUCCAGGCCAGCUUCCGUUGCAGAAAGUGCUAAGGAUAUCAAGGAUGAUCAAUCUCCUCUGGCGUCGAAAGAAGCGUCAAGACCCGAUUCUGUGGAAAGCGUUAAGGACGAUGUUGAGAAGCCAGAAAGUCGGCGUGAAUCUGUUGCAGAGAUUGUUACACACAAAGAAGCUAAGGACGAGAAAUCCCCAGCACCUUUGAAGGAUGUUUCACGACCAGAGUCUGUGGCGGAGAGUGUUAAAGAGGAUCCUGUCAAAUCCAAGGAACCAUCCCGUCGAGAAUCUGUCGCGGAAAGUGUCACAGCGGAAAGCGCUAAAGAUGACAAAUCUCCUUUGGCGUCCAAGGAAGCGUCAAGGCCAGAAUCGGUAGUUGAUAGCGUUAAGGACGAAGCUGUAGCUAUUGGUGUUGAUGCAAAAAGUUCCAUUUCUCCCAAAGAUAAAUCCCGUCCAGGUUCUGUUGCUGAAACUGUAUCAUCACCAAUUGAGGAAGCGACAAUGGAGUUCUCAGAGAUUGAAGUCGUAAAAAAAGCCAGCCUCGCUCUAAGCCUACAAGCUGUCCCUGGAGGAAAACUGCAAACGGAUUCCAGUCCUGUUGACGUGGCCGACGGUGACUUUUCGCAUGUUGUCGCAUCAGUGUCCACCGUCACGCCCACACUUACAAAACCUGCAGAGCUCGCAGAGAUUGGUGCAGCUAUAACGGUCUCGUCUCCUGUAGACGAGGCUCCAAAAACCCCAUCUGCUCCAGAGCAUAUAUCCCGAGCAGAUUCACCCGCAGAAUGCGCGACUGAAGAAAUUGCCAAUAAUGACAAAUCACCACAAGUUUCGAAGGAGUCCUCAAGACCAGCGUCGGUUGCAGAAGACAAAGAUGACGCUGCACUGCCAACAAGUGCAGUGGAUGAGCACAUCACAGAAGUGAAAGAUCUUAGAUCUCCAGUCGCCUCCAAGGAAACUUCCCGCCCGGCAUCUGUGGGAGAGACAGCGUCAUCACCCAUCGAGGAAGCACCCAAAAACUUCGCGGAAUUCGAGCAGGCCGAGAAAGCAGUGCUGCCUUUGACUAUUGAACUAAAAGGCAGUCUCCCUACGUUGUCGAGCCCUGUGGAUGUGGCUCAUGGUGACUUUCCCCAAACAGCAACCCCCACAAGCUCCCCAACUGCAGGCCCAGUCCAACCAGCUGAACUCUCCAAAGUCGGCAUUGAGCAGACAGCAUCAAGUCCGAUAGAUGAGGCUCCGAAAUCCGUAAUUGGAUCUCCGACAGAAGAGCGUCCAGAAUCUCCUGCUGAAAGUGCCAAAAAUGCAGCUGAAUCGGUGGAGGAAUUAAAUAAAGACUCAGCCGAAAAAGCGAAGGAUGCAUCACGUCCACCAUCUGUAGUUGAAAGCACCAAGGCGGAUAGCACGAAAGGGGAUAAUGAGCUAUCCCGGCCGGAAUCGGUGUUGCAAAGUCCAAAAGACGAUGCUCAAAAGUCUAAGGAAUCAUCGCGCCCGCCAUCUGUUGCAGCAAGUCUUACGGGGGAAACCACUAAAGAGGUCUCCCGACCAGACUCUGUAGUAGAAAGCGUUAAGGAUGAGCAUGAUGGGGCAGAGAGCCGUCGAGAGUCAGUUGCUAAAGUGGAAGGGGUUGUUGACGAAGCCGGCGAAUCUACUUCCAAAAGCGCUGGUCAGGAAAGUCAUAAAGAUGAAAAGUCAACUCUGGCGUCGAAAGAAGCCUCUCGAAGAGAAUCCCUCGUGGAAUGCUCAAAAGAUGGUGCUGAAAAGUCUGAAAGCCGUCCAGAAUCAGUCAUCGACAGUGGAAAGCCAGUGCCCAAGGAAUCGAAAUCCCCAAUGGACUCAAAGGAUUCCUCUCGUCCAAGCUCAGUGGUGGGAAGCGUUACAGCCGAAGCUGAAAAAUCUGAACUGCAAUCCCGUCGGGAGUCCGUAGCGGAAAGCGUCAAAGCAGAUAGCAAAAAAGAUGGGAAAUCUCAAGAAGCAUCUCGACCACCCUCUAUCGAGGCACUUCUAAAAGACGAUGAGUCAAAACCGGACAGCAGGCGGGUAUCGAUCGCAGACAGCCUCAAAGCAACGAGUACCAAGGACGAUGGGUCGCCGAUGGCCUCCAAAGAAAUUUCUAGGCCGGAAUCGGUUGUAGAAAGCAUUCAGGAUGAAAAGGAGAAACACGAUAGCCGUCGUGAAUCCAUUACCGAAAGCGUUAAGCCAGACAGCUCCAAGGAUGAAAGAUCUCCCCUCGGCUCCAAGGACGUCUCUAGGCCGGGAUCCGUUGCCGAUAGUGAUAAGGAUAAAGCUGACAAAUCCAAAGAGCCAUCCCGACCAGCAUCCGUCGCGGAGAGCAUUAAGCAUGAAAGUACAAACGAUCAAGAGUCUCCGCUGCAAGAAGAGGCCGAAAAAUCUAAGGAACCAUCCCGGCGAGAUUCCGUCGCCGAAAGCAUCAAGGCAGAGAUCACAAAGGACGAAAGGUCCCCAUCGGCGUCAAAAGAGGAAUCUCGACCUGAAUCCGUCGUAGGAAGCAUUAAAGAUGACAAGGUGGAAAGCCGUCGUGAGUCUGUGGCGGAAAGCGUGAAGCCGGAAAGUUCAAAAGACGUAGCAUCAGCUCCACCUUCAAAGGAACAUUCGCGACCAGAAUCCGCUUUGGAAAGCGUCAAGGAUGAAGGCGAUAAGACCACAAGUCGCCGCGAUUCGGUAGCUGGCAGUUUAAAAGAAGAGAAGUCUCCUCUUGUAUCACAACAAACGUCCCGGCCGGGAUCUGUUGCAGAAAGUGUCAAAGAUGAAGCUGAUAAGUCUAUCGAACCAUCCCGGCCGGCAUCUGCAUCCGAAAGCAUUGCGGCCGCAACCACGCGGGACGAAAAGUCAGCACCAGAAUCUAAGGAAGCUUCCCGGCCAGGAUCAGUGGUGGAAAGUGUUAAGGAUGAGACUGAAAAGUCGAAGGAACCAUCGCGACGGGAGUCAAUAGCUGAGAGUGCCAAGGACUUAAAGCCCGAGAUUGUAUCUACAGAAGUGUCCAGACCCGAAUCCGUAAUCGAGAGUAUUAAAGACGAAUCUGAGAAGUCCGAAAGCCGUCGUGAAUCUGCUGCCGAAUGCAAGAAGGGUGAAAGUGGAAAGUCUUCUGUCGUACCAGAAGAAGCUUCCCGGCCAGAAUCUAAGGCAGAAAGCUUAAAAGAUGCGGCUGCCCCGUCCAGACCAGCUUCCGUUGCAGAAAGUGCUAAGGAUGAAGCUGAGAAGUCUAAGGAAGAAUCUAGGCGAGAGUCAGUAGCCGAGAAAUCACCUUUGGCCUCCAAAGAAGCUUCCAGACCAGCUUCCGUUGCAGAAAGUGCUAAGGAUGAAGCUGAUAAGUCUAAGGAAGAAUCUAGGCGAGAGUCGGUAGCCGAAAAAUCGCCUUUAGCCUCCAAGGAAGCUUCCAGACCAACUUCCGUUGCAGAAAGUGCUAAGGAUGAAGUUGAGAAGUCUAAGGAAGAAUCUAGGAGAGAGUCAGUAGCCGAAAAAUCACCUUUGGCCCCCAAGGAAGCUUCCAGACCAGCUUCCGUUGCAGAAAGUGUUAAGGAUAUCAAGAAUGAUCAAUCUCCACUGGCGUCGAGAGAAGCGUCAAGACCCGAUUCUGUUGUGGAAAGCGUUAAGGACGAAGCUGAAAAGCCAGCAAGUGCAGCAAUCGACAAGUCGAACGAGACAUCUCGGCCCGAGUCUGUGGUAGUAAGUACCAAGGACGAGAAAUCCCCGCUUCCAUCGCGCCCUGAAUCGGUGGCCGAUAAGUCGCCAGCUGCCUCGAAGGAAGCAUCCCGCCCUUCAUCGGUUGCCGAAACCGCCUCAUCACCCAUUGAAGAAGGUCCACGAUCCAUUGCUGACCUCAGUCUGCUCCUUAACUUGACAGGCGAAGCUAAGGGCGAGCUUCCCACUCUCUCGAGUCCCAUCGAUGUGGCAGAAGGAGACUUCGUUGAAGUACAAGGGGACUCCUCCCCUCGGCCAGCUGCACUUUCAAAACCAGCGGAACUUUCCCAAUCGGAUACUGCGCAUACAGCCUCCACUCCCGUGGACGAGGCUUCUCCUGUUCUGGAGGCCAUCGAAGUAGUUGAACAGCAAACCACCUCUGGAGUCGGGGCUGCCAAGGUAACAGCGGAAGCGGACCUGCUUGACCUGACUGAAUCCAAAUCCGAGACGGUAACCAAGCAGUCGGCAACAUCGUUGCUUGAAUCCCUGUCCUCGAAGGUGGAAAGUAAGGUGGAAAUACUGGAGAGCUCGGUGAAGCAAGCUGAAGAGAAAGUAGAGACCUCAGUAAGGCAAGCAGAAGCCACUGUGACCGAUUCCUUGGAGCAACUGACCAAGAAGAGCACUGAGCAGCUGAAAGAGAUGAAAUCAGUUCUGGACACGAACAUCAUCAGCGUAACCACCUUAAUUAGCACUGCAGUGGGGAUCGCUGAACAGAAAGUGCAGGAUGUGACAGAAAAAGUAAUUGAGAAGUCAAGUGAGCACGUUUCCGAGCACAUCACCACUAUAGGGGAAAGCUCAACGGAAACCAGCCAGGAAAAGAGCAGCCUGGAUCUGGGCACAUUCUCGGAGCUGCGCGAAACGCAUAUUACCACCGUGGGAUCACCGGAGUUCACGGUUACGAUCUGCGAGCGCGAUGAGCCCGUGCUGCACGACAUCAAGGAGGAGGACGAGGAGCAUCGCUUCUCGCCUCCAAGCGAUGGGGACAAGACGGGAAUUCUACCACCACAGCCGAUGCGACCACUGUCCCCCCGCGAGGAAGAAGUAGCCAAAAUCGUUGCCGACGUGGCCAAGGUUCUUAAGUCCGACAAGGACAUCACAGACAUUAUACCCGACUUUGAUGAGCGCCAGCUAGAGGAGAAACUAAAGUCAACCGCCGACACAGAGGAGGAGUCCGAUAAAAGUACCCGCGACGAGAAAUCGCUGGAAAUCAGCGUCAAAGUGGAAAUCGAGUCGGAGAAAUCCUCGCCAGAUCAGAAGUCCGGCCCCAUUUCCAUCGAGGAGAAGGACAAAAUCGAGCAAUCUGAAAAAGCACAAUUGCGGCAGGGAAUAUUGGCUAUCAGCCGGCCGGAGUCAGUUGGCAGCCAGCCGGAGUCCGUGCCCUCUCCAUCCCCUUCGGAGUCGGCAGCCAGCCAUGAACAUAAGGAGGCGGAACAGGGACAGGCUAAGGGACAGGCAUCCCCCAUUCCCAGCAAGGAGGAGUCCGAGAGCCAUAAAGCUGAGAAGGCUUCUCGCCCCGAGUCCGCUGCCAGCCAGGUCAGCGAAAAGGACAUGAAGUCAUCGCGCCCAGCAUCUACCACCAGCCAAUUCAGCACCAAGGACGCCGAUGAGGAGACGACUGAGUCGCUACUCCACUCGCUUACUACCACAGAGACAGUUGAGACCAAACAGAUGGAAGAGAAAUCGAGCUUUGAGUCUGUCUCCACUUCAGUCAUUAAGUCCACAGUGCUCUCCAGUCAAUCAGUUCAACUGCGCGAAGAGUCCACCAGCGACUCCUUGAGCAGCAGCCUCAAGGUGGAGGACAGCUCCCGACGCGAGUCGCUCUCCAGCUUGUUGGCCGAGAAAGGAGGAACCACUACCAGCACUAGUUUGAGGGAGGAGACUAGCACCUCGGCAUCUCAGCUGGAGGAGCUGCUUGUGCAGUCCGAGGAGUGCUCAUCAGAGUCAAUCGUUAGCGAGAUUCAAACCAGCAUCGCUCAGAAGUCAACUAAGGAAACCAAGGAUGCAAAGGAAACCAAAGUAACCAGCCUGUUUAGCACUAGCACCAGCAGCGCCACCAAAGACGACAGCUUAAAGGAAACUGUGGCCGAGUUCCUGGCCACCGAGAAGAUUGUCUCCGCCAAGGAAGCCUUCAGCGCUGAAGCGACCAAGUCGGCAGAGGACUGCCUGAAGAAGGCCACCGCCAGCAAUGUCUCCAGCACAACCGCCUCCCAGCGAGCGCUGUUCGUGGGCACGGACGAGUCACGGAGGGAGUCCCUGCUGAGCCAGACAAGUGAGAGCCGGCUGACCCACAGUGAUCCCGAAGACGAGGAACCCGCUGACGACGUCGACGAGCGCUCCAGUGUUAAGGAGAGCCGCUCCAAGUCUAUUGCUACCAUCAUGAUGACCAGCAUCUACAAGCCUUCCGAGGAUAUUGAGCCGAUUUCAAAGGUCGUCGAGGAGGAGCACGAGCACGUAGAAGAGCUGGCUCAGGAGGUCACCUCCACCAGAAAGACCACAACUCUUUUGCAAUCCAGCGAACAGAGCAGCAGCACAACCACCAGCAGCACCAGCAAGACCGGUGCCUCAAGGGUGGAGUCCAUUACUCUCACGCAAAUGGAUCAGCAGACUAGCCAGAGUCAGGCCGAGUCUGCGGAUCGCAAGACACCGCCAACGGCACCAGUGAGUCCCGGCGUCAAGGCGCUGAGCUCUACAGGAUCGGCCGGCUCUGUGAUGGGAGCUGGAGCCGUAGCCGCUGGCGGAAAGUGCGAGUCCAGUGCCGCCAGCAUCGUUUCUUCAUCGGGCCCGAUGUCGCCCAAGGACAUUAGCGGCAAGUCCAGUCCCGGCGCACUCACCUCCGAGAGUCAGUCAAUUCCCACUCCGCUAGGUCGGGAGUCGCAUACGGAUACCCCGGAGUCCUCUCCAAAGCCCACAUCGCCUUUCCCGCGCGUCAGCAAGGACGAGCUUAAGUCUCUGGAAAUUCAGCACCACGAGCAGGAGCAGAUGCUGGCAGGAGCAGCAGCUGCAGCCGCAGCUGAGUGCGAGGCCGAUCUUCCCGAGCUGCACGAACUCCGUGGACUCGAGUGCACCACAGCACUGAGCGGGAGCACCGACAAGAUAAUCACCACCACAAUCACCACGGUGACCAAGGUAAUUUCGGCGGAUGGCAAGGAAAUAGUGACCGAGCAAAAGACGGUGACAACCACAGACAGUUCGGAGCCCGACAGCGAGAAGGUAGUGGUCACCACCACACGCACCACCAGCGAGAGCGAACGCGACCAGCUGCUGCCCAAGGAGGUGGCGCUGCUGCGUGGCCUGUACCGCGCCAGCACCCCGGGCAGCGAGGACGACGAGGACCUGCUGCUGGGCUCCCCGCGCAGCGCCACCAGCUACGAGCUGCAACACUCCAGCUCCGGCGUCAGCAAGCGCUCCGAUCUGGACGCCGACGGCGACGGCGACGAGAGUCAGGACGACAUUCCUCCUCAGUAUGGCAGUGAGGAGCACUCAUCGGCACGAUCGAUUCUGCUGCCUCGCACAGCCGACCCCAUGGCCACCUCCUUUUACGGCGCGCUGCCCGACAGUUUCGACGUUGCGAUCAAGCCCAGCACCGAACCAAUCCCGAUUCAGGGCGCGCCCACCGGCGAUAGCCAGUCGUCGGAGAGCGUGGAGAGCAGUAGCCAGACCUGGGCAGGACACAAGUUCCUCGACCAGGCGGACAAGGACUUCCAGAGGGCACUCGAGGAGCACGUACAGGCGCGCGGCGCCGAGGUCAUGUCUUCCGUCACCGCCAAGUACUCGUACUCGCCCUCAAAGGCCGAGGAAAUGGAACAGAUCGUGAGUAGCACUGCGGAACGGCAGCGCUUCCCGCUUAGCGAUGUCCAGCGGUCCCGAGUGGCGGAGAGUGGCUUUGCCACAGUUGGCAGUGUCGCCUCCCAGCAGCAGCAGCAGGAGAAGAAGGAGGAAGUGGAGGAAGCAGUUCCAACUACAACCGCAAGCACCGCAGCCACAGCCACAGCCACAGCGAGUUCCACUGGAGCCCUGCCCAAGGACCGCCUAGAGGAGUGGGGCAAGCCCCUAGGCCUACCAUCACCAGCACCGCUGCCUGUAGAGGGCGGUGCUGACAUUCGCACCACUCCCAAGAAGGAACGCCGCCUGGUGGCUACCAAGACGCGACUGAACAACGAGAAGAACCUGCGCAAGCGUAGCGAAUCGCCCAACAAGGCCGGCAAGAAGCCGGCGCCCGUCUACGUGGACCUUACAUACGUGCCGCACAACGGCAACUCCUACUACGCCCACGUGGAGUUCUUCAAGCGGGUGCGAGCCCGCUACUACGUCUUCUCCGGCACGGAGCCCAGUCGCCAGGUGUAUGAUGCGCUGCUCGAGGCCAAACAGACAUGGGAGGACAAGGAGUUGGAGGUCACCAUUAUACCUACGUACGAUACCGAUGUGCUAGGCUAUUGGGUGGCUGAAAACGAGGAGCUGCUAGCCAAGCACCGCAUCGACCUCUCGCCCUCCGCGUCUCGUUGCACCAUCAACCUGCAGGACCACGAGACCUCGUGCUCCGCCUACCGGCUGGAGUUCUAGGCCACGGGCUUGUUUAUUGCAUUCGACGAUGACUAAACCAACCCACAACGCACCCAGCCAUAGAAGCAGACGAGCAGAGCACUGCCAGAGUAUUGAGUCCAUGUCCAUGUACGGACUACAAAGUGCAUGGACUCGAGCUCUGACACGACGCGAACCAGGACAAGGACUAGGACUAGGACUAGGACUAGCACCAGCACGACGACGACCACAGCAAGA